AUGGUAUACUGGAAACAGCAUGCAGGGAUCAGCCCCGAGUACUUACACUCAGGUACUUCCCCGGAGGCUUGCUUCCAAAUAUCUGACACAGGACGUAAUGGCCAUAUGCCAGUAGAAACUAUACUUAAUUCUGCCGGAAUUCCAAUUCAAAGGGAGGUCAUUUUGAUUCCUGAUGAUGACGAAGUGGAAACAUCAACAAUAAGUAAUAAUACUGGAGGAGGAUCUUCUACCUUGGUAGAAGUCAUCGAAAUACCAGACAGUGAUAGUGAGGAAGAAGACAACGACCCGGCGAUAGAAUUAAUUUACAUUUCGGAUAAUUUAUUGAGAAGAAUAAGAAACGUAGAUCGCAAAGACGUAGGUUAUGUUUUAAGUCUAAGACCAGUAGAACGGCGUUCACCUUCCCCUCGUGAAGGUUUCACCACGGAUUUGACAGAAAAUUUAAAUCUGAUCUGCUUCGAAUGCAACAAACAGUUAACAAACGGAAUGUGUGCCUUAUUUUGUGGACAUGUAGUGUGCGGGAGUUGUGGUGAUGCUUUCGAAUCGGACGAGAAAACUAAUUGCUCAGUUUGUGGAGAGGUCAUAUGUCUUUCAGAAAUUACACAACUUUAUGUUUAA
Molecule: messenger RNA, 615 nt
Organism: Ambispora gerdemannii
Lineage: Eukaryota; Fungi; Glomeromycota; Glomeromycetes; Archaeosporales; Ambisporaceae
Source: the annotation of a GenBank genome assembly